Molecule: messenger RNA, 5263 nt
Organism: Drosophila eugracilis
Lineage: Eukaryota; Metazoa; Arthropoda; Insecta; Diptera; Drosophilidae
Exons: 9
Coding region: 1-4776 (1591 amino acids)
Biological process (GO): cilium assembly
Cellular component (GO): axoneme
Source: RefSeq, a predicted model, not a curated record
AUGAAUAUAACAUCAGCAGUUUGUUGGUGCAACAUCUGGGACAAUGACACCAUUACGAAUGUGGGUCCCGAUGUCCUGUGCCUGCGGAAUGGCAAUGCGAUCAAGUUCGUCCACAUGCAGACGAAGGUGGUCAGCUAUUUUAAGGCAGACACGGUGGCCUCGGGUAUAAGUAUUAGUGCCUUUGCUGGUCACAACCGUUUCCCGCUUUUCGCCUUUGCUGAGGUCACCCUGCGUCCAAAUAUCUUAGUCUACCGCUAUCCAGAUAUGGCCAAAUUCAGUAUCAUUCCACCUUACUUGGUUAGCUAUACCGAUAUUCGUUUCUCGGAGUUGGACCUUCUGAUCGCCGUGGGGGGUUAUCCUGACUAUAAUCUGUGUGUCUUUAACUACCGCACUGGAGCUGUUGUCCUGGAACAUCCCACCAAUGUGCCUACUGUAGCACGCGGCAUUGUUGUAAGCUACACCACACUGCCUUCCAUCGUACAAUUAAAUAGACAGGAAAUGACCAUCUUGUGCUACGAUAUCUGUGCCGUUGAGAAGGAGUCCUUUCUGUACAAGGUGGCCGAUGUAGAUCUGGGCAAGGAUUUCCUUAAGUCUUGCGAACGUUGCCUCUGCUUCGGCGAGGAUACCAUCCUGUAUGCCACCAACGAUUUUGGUCACUUGUUUAUCCUGGAUGUGGCCUGCUUUGCUAUGAAACACCAGUGGCAACCCACUUAUGAAACGGAUGUCGAAGUGCCCCGCGCCCAUGGCAUUACGUACCACAAAUCUGGGUUUAUCAUCUGGAACAGUUCGGCCGCCUAUUAUGUGAAGAAGAAGGCAGGGACCUAUAAACUCGAAUGGGAACUGGAGGGUCUUUUGAACGAUGUAGUUCGCAUUCUGAGCAACAGCAAUGGCGAGAUAUACACCGAGCGUCGUCCCGGUCACAUUGACCAGGUGAUAGUAGACCGUAAUGGGACAGUAUCGCUGCAGUGCGUCGUGCCAACGGGACGGCCGGUAAUCACCUUUCGGGUGAUUCCGGGUCUUAAGGAUGAGUGUGUUUGCGUGCUGCACGAUGAUGGGGUGACCAUGAUGGACCUAGCCAAAGGUAAUGCCCUUUGCGAGGUCUCGGUACCUGGGGCUAGUUCCAUGAGCAAUCACCGCACCUUGGCCAUUGUUGCUGUGGGCACUAUGGAUGCCCGCAUUGUUUUGAUCCAAUUCGAGCGCGCCAGCUUACCUCAUGUUCUUUGCGAAUUGAGAGUGGAUACAGCGGGAAUCGUUGGACUAGAGUUCAAUGACAGCUGGAUGGUAGUUCAAGAUCAGAUCUCAGCCCUACAUGUCGUCCAGGUGGACACCAGGCCGCACAAGUUGACGCACUACUUCGACAUGAACCAGCCGGAACUCGUUAAUGUUUUCGUACACACCUUUUUGUUGGCCGAUGGACCACGUCUUAUGGUCUUUAUCAAUAGAGAUCGCGCCAUGAAGCGCCCUGGCUUUGCCACCGAACUCUGGCUCUACAAUUGGGGCAAGGACAAGCGUCUGCACAGGCGAGAGUAUGUUCUGCCGAAGUCAUACGGUUUUUUCUGCGUCCAACCGCCGGUGGGAAGAUGGGCGCUUAUCGAGAUCGUGGCCACUGUGUACAAUACUUUAAACUUUGAUCAGUUUGCUUUAAACGAGAGAGACGAUUUGCAAUGGAUUGCCUCUACUAAGUCGGGACACUUUAGCUACAUCCUGGGCGCUGGAAUGACUAAACAUCUAGUCACAUGGAGUCUUGGGGGUAUCCUAGUUCACUUCAAGCAGCACAAGAGGGCCAAAAAGCCUUUCAUGAUCUGUCGUUUUCUCUGCGUGGGUAUACAGGCGGAGUACCUAUUGCGGGUUAAAGAAUGCUUUAAUUCCAAAUUCCUUAUUAUCCUGUUGUCGAACAAGAGUAUGCGAGUUAUGCGUCUGCCUUCCUUGGCGGACUUUGUACGUGAAAACGUGGCAUUACCAUUGCCCACGGAGGAGGGCAUUCCGUGUUACAUUGAACAAAUAACCCACAAGGUGGACAUUUUUGUGCCAUUGAGUUUGCGGCAGGAGGUCAAAGAGGUGUACACAAGAGCAGAUUUAUUAAAGCGCGACAAGCUGUUGGCCAGCAUUAAGGAUUUUGCCGCCAAGGUGACGGCACUGAUCGACUAUGAUAUCUCAAAGACAGGCAAGACCCGUGGCAUCUUUAAGAAGUUCUGCUUCCACUAUCGCUGGCUGGAUGCUCUCACGGAAGAGGCUCAUAAGUUGUGUGCCCUGGAGAGGGAAUCGCUUGAGAAGGCAAUUGCAGAUCAGGCAAGGAUUCGAGACUGGAUCCUGCGUCUGGUGACGCGUGAUGCAGUCAGCAUAAACUAUCGUGUACGGUCUAUUUUUGCGGAUGCCAACUUUGAGAGUUUCUCCGUGCGGCGCAAAGUCGAAAUGACGGAGUUUGACAAGUAUCGUUUCUACGACAUCGAGGAUCAUCUUCGCGUUUCCUUGGGCUCUUUCGAAGAGGAAGAAGCACCUGCACCCGCACCCGCAGCUGGAGGUCAUGGUCCGCCUCCGGGCAUGGAAGAUGAUGAUAUGGGCUUAGAGGAGCACGAGGAAGAAAUCAAGGGAUUGCGCGAGCUAAAACCAUUCGUGGUGGAGGGACACAGUGUUUAUGACCAUGUAAUGGCGCCCGUUUUUCAGUUACAGGACAAGAAUUUGGUGACCUCAAACCAGGUCUUUAACUAUAACUGCAAGAUUCGUUACUAUCUGCACGAUCCACUCAAACAGGAAUUCAACAAGCUCUUCCACGAGGCUCAGCAACUCAAGCAGGACACCAUCGACAGCGUGAUGAACACGAAUGUGGUACUCAACAAGAUCUAUGACAAUAUGAACAUUAUGCUGCGUCUACUCAAUAUGGAUCAGUUUCAGCCGCCAGAACUCACGGUUCCCUCGUUGGCGCAAGACGAGGUUAUCAAACGGAUCAUGGAAGUGGACGACUCCGAGAUCAAGGCAAUUAAUCGCCGAAAACCCAAGACAAUCGACACGGGUGGCAAGAAGGGAAGAAUGCUUCUGUGGAGCACCGAGUUCUGGGCCCGAGCCUUAAUAGUGAUGAUGGAUGGGGUGCUGGAGAAGCUAUGGGAGGAGGAGAUCAAGAAGGACAUACCAGAGCCGGAGUUCAUGCAAAAGAAGCAGCCACACGAGUAUAAUCUUGAGGAGCAGAAGAUCUUCCGAGCAUAUGAGGAAGCAGUUCACCUACUGGAAUUAGACCGUCGCAAGUACCUACGCAUCCUGCACGAAAACGAAGAGAAAACAUUGGCCCUGAAGGCAAACCAUAUCCUGAAACUUAACCAGCGUGUCGCCGAACUGAUGAUCAUGAAGCUGAAGUAUGACUUUGCACUUAAACAGGGACAAAUACGGAUGCUAACUAUGGAGCAGAUCAACUUCGGCCGAGCCCAAUUGCGUAAACGAUUCAGCAUGUUCCGCAAGGACAUUGACAAGUUGAACGAAUAUAUGACGCGCUAUGGCGACCUGUUGGACUUUUAUGACAAGGCUUUUCUUGAUGUGAAAACGCGUCUAGAGGCCCAGCAAACCCGCGAUCGAACCGUAGAGCGUCAGUUUCGUGGGCAAUUUCUACCUUUGGUUCCCCAUGCCACUCACGAGAUGACCAAGCUCUUCAAGAAGCGUCCCAAGUUACCUGGCAAGGUCUUCAAUUCGGUACUCAUUUGCAUGGAGGCCUCCAAUAAGCUGAGCGGGAAACCUAGCCAUCGUACUCCCUUUCCUCUGCCCGACGAUGUCCUUGAGUUUCUUAACUAUCUUGCCGAAUUCGAUCAGCCCAAACAGUGUCCGCCACAGGUGGAUGCCAAAUCCUGGGAUGCCUUUGUCAAGUUGCGACGACAAAAGACUGAAAGCGAAUUGAGACUUAAGGGUAUCAGCUAUCAGCUGCUCGAUAGCCAAGCUGUCUUAAGUAUUCUUAAUAAGGAUCUUAACGCGCUCAAGGAGUCCAAGGUGCUGACACAGCGUAACGCCGAGGAGAGCAUUCAAACUUAUUUGGAAAAGAUGAGAAACAUGACGGUCCAAUUGACUCUGACAAAGGGUCAAGUUGAAGUCUCGGUCUUGGGAAGAUUCUCAGAGCUCUCCAACACAGUUUUGAUGCACAUUGACGACAUCAACGAUGUGAAUCGUCAGAUACAGGAAGCCGGAAAUAAAAAGAUUAAAGCCAUGCAACGAGUAGCAGUAUUCAGACGCCAGGUGAUCUUCAAGGAAUGGGAGCACAAGCUUUACAAGGCAAAUAUUGCUUACCUUAAGUACAUGCUAGAUGCCAUUGAAAAAUGCAAGGUUUCCAUGGAGUUCCUGAACAUCCUGCGCAACUGGGACAAGGUCAAGACAGAGCGACAAAAGUACAUAGCCGGAGCUAUCGAACGAGUGAUAGAACAGAAGAUUUCUGUCUUCAAAAAGAACAUUGAUCGUGUAUGCAUUAAAAUCGAUAAGGUUAAGGCGAUGACACUGGAGGUGAAGCGCAGCAGUCACGCCAUCGAUUCAAAGAUCGAGCGGAUCAAGGUCGACGUCACUUUCCAGAACACUAUGCGCGAUACCAUGAUGGAGGAGAAGCGGGAUCGCGAGCAGCGAGAGCGAAUGUCCCAGAUUAAGACGCAUCGUCAGCUCAUGGAGAAUGUGCGCCGGCACUAUGCCCAUGUGCUGGAAUUGCAGACGAUACUGGAGCUACUGCGUCUGCGAACUUACCCCACUUUGGGACCACCCCUGCACCAAUGUCAUCCGCCGGUGCCAGAGCAUAUCCUCAGUUCAGUGCCCUAGGAGAACUUCAACCCAUCGACAAGAGCAAGCCAGCAGACCAGCAGUCCAUUUGGGCUAAGUUUCUAGCCACUUGGCGAAAUUGCAAUUAAAUAUUUUCAUUGCGCCAGAUGAAAAUUUAUUAGUGGUUUUGGGGAUCUGGUUUGGCUGACUCUUUGCUGCCACUUAAUUGGGUUUGUUUGGGUUUCUGGGGGGAAAUUACCAAAACGCGGCAUAAAGUCAUGCACUUUGAGCUCUGUUUGCUGUUCAGUUCGUUGCCUUCAUAGACCAAUUGCUUUUUGGCUAAAAUUGGUUGGGGAAAAACCCUUCAACAUCGCACUUUACAUUUAUGGUCUUAAUGGAUUGCCCUUGACAAUAAGCGUCAAGUUGAGCUAUAUGUUUAAAAAUUACUCGUGAUAAAAGCUGUGGAGUUUUACAAGCGUAAAUAUUUUAUUUUUAAUAACAUUAUUAUGGAAGAUUGUUGCCAGAAAUAAAAAUGAACUAAAUUAAA